This is a messenger RNA of Purpureocillium lilacinum, 153 nucleotides long. The record is from RefSeq and is a predicted model, not a curated record. Lineage: Eukaryota; Fungi; Ascomycota; Sordariomycetes; Hypocreales; Ophiocordycipitaceae.
AUGAGGACUUGCUCGCAGACAAGGCAACCCUGGCCCGUGCCGUCCAGUCAUUGGACUCCAAGGGCUGGAACACAAAGGGAGAGGUCUACUCGGCCACGCUUCUUCGCGCCCGCACCGUCUCUGCGUUCAUCCGAGAUGAGCUCGUCGAAAUAG